GAGAUUACCCACAUACUAUCGGUAUACAUAGUCGAAAAUUGGUUUGUUAACAAUUAUUUUUAGUAGAUUGGCUGUAGAAAAUAAAGGGGCUUAUUUCUUUUAGGCUCUAUGGUUCGAGCAAUGGCGUUGUUCAAAAUAAAUAAUUUUUUUUGAAGGCAAAGGCAAAGUGUGGUUGGAGUGAUUGAACUCGUGAUUAAAUACUCGCAGCAAAGGUUUGAGUUAUUUUUUAACAGCAGAACGUUUUAGAAAAAAAAUAUACAUUGUUGUUCAUUCAUUCUGCAUUCAACAGCAUUUUUUUAAAAAAAAAAAACUAAGCCCGAAGAGUUCCGCUUCUUGAUGUCCGAUGAGUGGUACCACCAUCAGAUGGAUGCUGCGGACGACGACGAUGAGAUGCAGGAACAGUUGAUGGCCUACAAGAAGGCAUAUCGCGACCUGAAGAGGAAAAUAAAGUAUCUUAUUUACGAGAAUGAGUGCUUCCAAGACUCGCUACGCAAGACCAGGCGGAGCUUGCUCAAGGUCAGCCGGGACCGCAGCUUCCUGCUCGACCAGUUGCUCCAGUACGAGAAGGUCGAAGUGUCGAGCAGCGACACGGAGGAGACGGAGUCGUCGGACGACGGGGAGGUAGUCCGGCCGGAACCCGUCAAGCGAAAGAAACCAGACAGUGCUGCCAACAGCUAUGGUCAAAUGUUGCAAGGUUCGGGAGGAGGGCAUAAAGGUCAGACGUCGGCAAAGAGGAGGAAGCCAAUAUCUAAGCCUAACAAGACCAGCAAUGCCCCAGCCGUGCAGGUGCUGGGCGGGAUGGGCGGCCCGUCCAUGAUGGCCGACGGCCACAUGACCCCGGAGGACGUGAAGCGCCACCUGGAGGCCAAGCAGACCUACAUGGAGCUGCUGCCGGAGAAGGCCCCGCCCACCCUCGUCCAGGACAUGUUCAGCAACGAGCUGUCUCUCGACAGCGAGAGCAACGAGCUUUGCGAGCUCGAGACGUCGCCGAGCAACCUGGGCGACGACGGCCUCAGCAUGGACAUGAUCCCCGACUGAGCGCCGCAUCCCGAGGUCCCAGGGUCCGCGGCCGGUACAAGCGUUCCUGGGACACACCCGGCCUCCGGACGUCCCCUCCGCAGCGUGUGCAGUGGUGUCGAAGAUCGUCACCCGAUCAACGUCGUGGACUUCCAAUUUCCAUCCUCUUAAAACGGGAGGUUGGGGAUAUCGAGAGACCUGAACACGCCGUGUCGUGGAUCUGCAGUGGUGUCCACGUUCUGGAAAGUCGUGCAAUGGUGAUUUGAGGGGAAGAGUGUCAUAGUGUUUUUAGUGCGAAGUUGUACACACUGUAAAAUGGCGUAAGCAAGGUUCUGUUAAACGUAAAAAAAAAGAAAGAAAGAAAGCAGAGGGGUAUAGGCCACCUCUGGGAUUGUGGGAGGCUGGUUUUUCUUUAUUUCUUUCAUCAAAUUGCAAAACAGAAAUAUUAUUUUUUUAAAAAAAGUAUGGAAAUUAGAAAUUUUGGUCAGGGAAAGUGAGGGAAAAGUCGAUAAAAAUUUUACGAACUUUCUGUGGACACCCUGAUUUAAACAAUUUUAAGUUUUAAAAACAUUAUUGUAUGAAAAUUCCUCAUUGUUAAGGCAAUGGUACAUAAAAUUAUCUGAGUACCUUUUUUACUAUGGCUGUUGCUACAAUUAUUAUUAUUUUUCAUGGGCAAUCACGUAGACCUAAAAUAAAAUCAAUGUUUUGAUAAUAACUAAAAUAAAUUUUUUUUUGGUUGUCAGUGUUUUGAAAUCUCAAAAAUUGAUUACUGUGAUUAUGACAUUGACAUUUGUUGAUUACUUGAUUAUGACAAACUUUCAUUAAUAAGAUGUUAAAAAAUCUCAUGAACUAAAAACUGUUGAAUACAGGACGGCUGCUUUUGGUGUGUGCUUAUAUUUCCUCUCAAAGCUUUUAACACUUUUUUUUAAAUUUUAUUUGGGAUUUUUCUUCAAGGUUGUGACUGUGCCUAGAAUGUGAUAUUAAACUUUUCCAUGUUCAUCUGUGUUAUUUUCUCAUAAUCGCUUCUGAAGUUUUCUGCGUUAUACAUACCCUUUUAUCAGUGUGAACUUCCCAGCAAUAAAGUAGACUGGAUUGUUUCAAUUUAUACAAUCAAAUACUAAAAGAAUGUUAUUGAGAGAGAAAAAAAAGUACAUAGGUAUGUAGUUUCUUAUUCUGUCAAGUGGUAUUUAAUAUGACGUAAAACCUAAUAUGUAUUAGCAAUGACAUUUUUUUAUACGUGCAAAUGUGAAACUAGUCAAUGUAUGUAUUUCUGCUCAGAAAGCAUUUUAUUUGCUAUUAUCAUUGAAAUGUGUAAAAAUAAAUGUCUUUGUUCAA
Messenger RNA from Bacillus rossius redtenbacheri, 2352 nucleotides. RefSeq lists its product as uncharacterized. Bases 337 to 1038 code for a protein of 233 amino acids. The record is from RefSeq and is a predicted model, not a curated record. The transcript has 6 exons. Gene Ontology annotation, cellular component: Ino80 complex; nucleus. Gene Ontology annotation, biological process: chromatin remodeling. Lineage: Eukaryota; Metazoa; Arthropoda; Insecta; Phasmatodea; Bacillidae.